AUGGCAGGAAAAUCUCACUUGGGAGAGUCUGAAACAAAGCGACGGUACAUUGGGGUGAUGAUGCUGACACUUACCCCAAGCAUAAUUUCAGAACUGAAGCUGCAUGACCCCGCCUUCCCAGACAUUCUCCAAGGGAUUCUGAUCCACCGGAUCAUCAUGGGUUCCCCAGCCGACCGGGCGGGGAUGAAACCUGGUGACGUUGUGGUGGAGAUCAACAACGCAGUGGUGCGGACAGCAGAGGAGGUCUACUGUGUCGUGUGCAGUAGCGAUAGCCUUGGCGUGGUGGUGAGGAGGGGUUGUGACCUACUCAGGCUGCACAUUACCCCAGAGUUGACCGAGUGACCUCUUUGCGGAAGUUUACUUUUCACCCAGCUAACUACCAAAUAAUGUAACAAAGUAACAUCA
Conger conger (European conger) is the source of this 405-nucleotide messenger RNA. Its product is annotated as serine protease HTRA2, mitochondrial-like. The transcript has 4 exons. Bases 1 to 342 code for a protein of 113 amino acids. NCBI's taxonomy places the organism in Eukaryota, Metazoa, Chordata, Actinopteri, Anguilliformes, Congridae. Gene Ontology annotation, biological process: programmed cell death; positive regulation of apoptotic process. Gene Ontology annotation, molecular function: protein binding. Gene Ontology annotation, cellular component: mitochondrion. The record is from RefSeq and is a predicted model, not a curated record.